UUCUCCAGGGGAAAAGUGUUGGGAGAUCUACAAAGUGGAAUUCUUUUUUUUUUUUUUUACUCCUUCACUCUCUUUCUACUGCCGACUUUGUAAAAAUCUUCCAACUUUACAGAAAACCUCUUUGUUGUUCUUAACCCAAUCUAGGAAGAGGAGUGUAGAAAAAAUUACAGCCAGUCGCAAGCUCAGUCUUUUCUCGACAAAGCCCAGCUCUACCUGCUCUAGUGCGAUUCUAGACGUUUUUAAUUUGCUGCAGAUAUCAGGACAGUCGAAAAGAAGCUUGUUCCCUUCUUUGCUCCCUCCCCUGCCUCUUGCAGACAUUGCUUUUUAGUGAGGCGUGUGGAUUAUUUUAUACCUCUUUGUGUAGAGUCACUAAAGCUAUCCUUGCUCUUUUUCUCCCUUUUCUCAGCAAAAUUUUUAUAUACAUAUAUAUAUAUUCCUAACUUGUUGCAUCUGCAAUUCUUGCAGCUGUGUUGCCUGCAGAUUUUGACAGCCUGGUGGUAUUUGUUUGUUCAUUUUUGUUAUAAUUAUUCUUAAUCAUUUUUGAGGUGGCAAAGCUCUUUUGGAAUCUAAAGGAGGAGAAACUUUUUCUUUUCUUUUUUAAAGAACAUUUUCUUUAAAAGACAAUCCAAACUGCACUGGUUUGCCAGCAACAUUAUGCUGAAGAAGAUGCUCUUGAGGCAGGUUCUCCUCCUGUGCCUGUGCCUGGGGCUUUCGCAGGGCUUGGGUUCCUUCGUGCACUGUGAACCUUGCGAUGAGAAAGCCCACUCCAUGUGCCCUCCCAGCCCCAUGGGUUGCGAGCUGGUGAAGGAGCCCGGGUGCGGAUGCUGCAUGACGUGCGCCCUGGCCGAAGGGCAGUCCUGCGGGGUGUACACUGAGCGGUGUGCCCAAGGCUUGCGCUGCCUGCCACGACAAGGCGAGGAGAAGCCCCUGCAUGCCCUGCUCCAUGGCAGAGGGGUCUGCCUCAAUGAAAAGAGCUACCGGGAGCAAGCCAAGAAUGAAAGAGAAUCCCGAGAGCACGAGGACCCAACCACGUCAGAGAUGGCAGAGGAGACCUUCUCACCCAAAAUAUACAGGAACAAGGGGCAUGGGCGCCUCUCUGAGCUAAAAGCCGAGGCCCUGAAGAAGGAUCGCAGGAAGAAGCUGACUUCAUCUAAGUUUGUUGGUGGGGCAGAAAACACAGCACACCCUCGGGUUGCCGCCCCUGAGCUAAGACCAGAGUUUGAACUGGGCCCUUGCCGUAGACAGAUGGAAGCAUCACUGCAGGAGCUCAAAUCUAGCCAGCGAAUGAUCCCCCGCGCCGUCCAUCUUCCCAACUGUGACAGGAAGGGGUUCUACAAGAGGAAACAGUGCAAGCCAUCCCGGGGCCGAAAACGUGGCCUGUGUUGGUGCGUGGACAAGUACGGACUGAAGCUGCCGGGAACGGAUUAUGUAUCCGGAGACCUCCAGUGUCACAACUUUGACAGUAGCAACACUGAGUGAAUGUCCCUCUUGCCUCGCCCUGCCAGAGCCCUUCCCCACCCCACCCACACCUCACGACGCCCCAGGAGACUGAUUCCUUUCAUCUCAUUUAAGAAGCUGAGGACCUCGGAAUCAACAGCACGUCAUCAACUUCUCUCAGUGGCAAUAACAGAAGCUAAAGGAGAAAAGGCAACAUGUUCAGCCAACAGAAGAAGAAGAAGAAGAAGAAGAAAAGCCCGCCACAGACAUAGCCCUCAAAGCAUCCCACAGGCCACUUUGCUUGCAAGUAAUCCCACAGCCACCCAGACAGCGCUGACGUAGGAAGCUCUCAGAAGCACUUGAAUGAUGUUUUCUUUUUUUCCUUAAUAUUGUGGGUUAAAAAUCCUUUCGAAAUUUAAAAGCGGCUAGUUUGACAAGCACAUUCUAGGACAAGCAGGCCUCUCACUGUCCAACCUUUUUUUUUGAUAUUCUGGUGGUGUUGUUUUUUACAUUUUCAUUUCUAGCCCCAUCGACCCCGGGACUAAAGUUUAUUUGCACAAUCUCUGCCUUCCUCUCUCUGAUUUCCCUUUUAUUAAAAAGCAAGUGGGUCAGAACACAACCAACUCUGCAGCAGGACAAAGUGAAGCUAACUGUUAAGAAUCACAAGUUUUUCGUUCCCGAUGGGACUCUUUCCCUGGGCAGUAAGUAGGAGGUUUGACCUGAUUAUUUAAAGCAUCAUUUGUACAUCCCUUUUCUAUGUAAAUAUAGACGUGUGCACAUGUUUACUCUUUGUUGAACAAGCCCCUUUUCUUACCAGCAGAACCCCUUUAUUUUUAAUCAUGUGAAAAGCCCUACAAACCUCUUGGGUAAAUCAAAGGUGGUCAAGGCAACACAUUUGCAGGAUUAAACCCUAGCUGAAGCAAUGCCACAUCUGGCAGCCUAUAGACAUUUGAAGCAUAACGUGAGCAUUGCUGUUGCAAAUGGACCUUUAGACGUCCAUGCCCUGGAUGGGUUAGAACAUGUUAUCACUCUCUACCUUUUCCUAUAAAGAUGAGGAUGCAAAAAAUGAAUAUUUCACCCAAAUAUCCUAAAUAGUUGCACAAGGUCAGUUUAAAGAGGUUAAUUUUUAAUGCAUAAAUUCACACAUAAGCAGAAAUGUAAUCUUGAACCACAGUUAGCAAACCAUGCUACCACCUCUGAGGGUCUCUGUAGACAGAGGCCUCUGCUCUUUCAAAGUGUACUUGAGUAACUGACUGGAAGGAGGAGGUGGUGUACACACACACACACACACACACACACACACACACACACACUUAAAAAAAACAACCAUCAUCUGAGUCUUUAAAAGCUGCAUGGCAGGCAGAAAGUCUGUGUGUAGGUUUCCCCCAUCUCUAUGCAGAGGAGGCUGUACCAGUAGAAUUUCUGGCUCCACAUCGCCAUUAGAGGCACAGAUCCUUUGCCGGGGGUGGGGGAGGUACUCACUCUAGCUGUGGGAACAAAUAAUGGCACAUAAGCACCCAUAGAAACCAUUGAUUUGAUAACUUUCACAUUCAGGCUUGGGCAGACCACUAAACCCACUUUUUUUAAUGCUAAUGUGUUCAACUCCUUAGUAUAUUUCCAUGAACACUGCCAUGACAAGGGUCUCCUAUGCCCAUAAUGAUGCAUGAGAAUGCAAGAAAAGAAGAAGAGAAAGGAAUGUCUAUCACAAGUUCCUCUUGUUGAAAUUAGUAGCCAUUAAAAGCUUCAGGACAUUGCCGUUGAGGGUGCAAAAGAAAUGGAACCCUUGGUGAGCAUUCCCUCCUGUAGAAAGACUCCAAAGGACUCGAGGACACUGGUGCGGCUGGCUGCAAAGGAUUCCCAGGCAAGGUACUAAUCAGAAGCAUGAAGAGAGAGCCGAUUCUUACCGGUGAGCAGAUGGGUCAAGCCACGCCAUCUGCUGGAUGUCGGGAAAGAGCUGUUGUUAGGAGAACCAGAAGGACACCCACAACACACUAGCACCGGUGAAAGGGAAUGAAGGAAUCUUCCAGACAAAACAGCUACUGCAUGAAAGUGACUAAUUGGUUUUGUUCCUACCCCUUCACCGCCAGUAAUGUCCCAUUGGGCUCUAGAACAAAAUUAGAAGCCAAUAGUAGCUGGUCUUCCCAGGGAUGUGGGGUUCACUGCUGAGAACUGGCAUGAAGGUGUUGGUCAGGAAAUCAACACUUGGCCUCACAUAGAGGUGUGUGGUGGUGGUGGUGGUGGUGGGGAAAUUCUCCCACAGUUGGAUGUACAAAUCCCAUGUGCAGAAACCAGGGAAUACCUGGAUGGAAAUGGAAAUUCCUCCCACCCAACUUAAUGUUUUCAAAUUCUGAUCAUGGAAUUCAGCAACAAAUGUCAACAAUGCAACAACACCUCCUCUGUACUUCCUUUGACCCAUAUCUUGAUAUUUGAGGCAGAUAUCUGCUUGCUUUCAGAUUUCCAGAUAUGUGUCUGGGCCUUUGGCAGCAGUGACGGGAAUCAUUUUCCCCCCACAGCAUUGGAGAGAAACCUGCCAUGAGUUCGUAUGUAACAGAAGCCUGGACUGUGCCUGGACUGGGACAAUUGCUACAGCUAGGCCUGCCUAAGUCCCAUUUUUUCCUUCCCAGCCCUACUUUAGGACACAGGAAGAUGAAAAAGCUCCUUUGUUUAUUUCCUGCAUUGGGGAGGGAAUUUGGUGUUUGGCUAGUUUGAUUGUUUGGCUGUGCCUCUGGUCUUAACCGGACAAGCCCCAGGGUGCUCUGCUGCCUAUGUAACCAGAAUGAUGACCCUAGCCAAGUUCUUUUCUAGUUCCUUCCCUAUUCCCUGUAGAUCUUUGUAGCUGGCAACAAAGAUAAUACAGACCACUUUUGCCAGUCAAAGGAGCUCUGAAGACAGAAGUAGUAUCACUGCCCCCCUUUAUGGACUCUGUGUUACAAGGCUUCUGUGGGCUUCUGUGGCACUAGAAUGUGAAUUGGGGAGAGGAUGCCAAUUCAUGUAAUGAUGGAAGUGGGAGGAAUUGCUUUGCUACAGGCAACCUCAGAUGCCUAUUAUCAGCAAUGGUCAUAAUCCCGAAGUCCAUGCAAGAGAGCCAUGAACAACACGGGGCUAUCCAUGCAGUCUUCUCUCGGGUAAGAGAGGAAAAAUCACUUUUCUUCUCUGGCAACAACUUUCAGCAUGGUUAACCUAUUAUGGGGUGACAAAUCACUUGGCUGGAGUUGAUCCUCACCACUUCCUUCCUUCCUUCCUUCCUUCCUUCCUUCCUUCCUUCCUUCCUUCCCCAUAGAAGGUUGUGAGGACAGCCCUAGUGCACUGCAUGGAUCUCCUAGGUAUCAAUACCUUUGGGGAAAUGACCAGUAUUUCAAAAAUGGGAAGCCUAAAGUCACAACAAGUAUCUACUCUAACCUUAGCUAGUAUAUCUUGGGCACUCCCAGCACGACCUACCCAAUGGUCAUCCUAGUGAUCAAGCCUGUAGAUUAUGUAAGGCUUUCAUCUGAUCCUGACAUUUCCAAGGAUUUCUCAUCCAAGGAAAAACCUCCCUCAUCUACCCAUUAUAGACCUGUCCAGCCUGAGACAUGUGAACCAAGUGGUCCCACAAGACUAGGUGAUGUUUAUGUUAAAGCAAAGCCCACUAGUAGUUUCUGAGCUCUUUACAGAUGGAGCUUCAGUUUGACUCCAUCGUCAGCAAAGGUAACCAGUAAGAGGAGAUUCCUCCAUACUGCCCCCCUCCCCACAGAUGUGUUGGAACUGUUGUGCUCACUUCAGGAGAGACAUGCUGUGUUUUCUAUAUGUGUAAAUGGUACUUUGGACAUUUCCCAAGGCAGGAUGAUUUUGGGCUGGGGAGAGGCAGAGGAAUUUCACCACUUGGAAUUCCAAACAGACAAACCCUACCACUAAAGGUAGAUUAAAAAGGAAGAAGGGAUGAGGAAAGAAGUAUAUAGAUAUAAUCUAGAUCACAAAUAAAGGAGCAGGAGUUGUGCUGGUCACAUAGGAAAAUGGAACAAACUUGUAUUCAUUUUAUAUGGCUUUUAUGGCUUUCCUCAAAGAAUCUUGGGAACUGUAAUUUGAUGAGGGUGCUGCUGAGCAGAGAUCCUUCCUUUCUGCUGAGCAGAGAUCCCUAGGCCCCUCAUAGAACUACAGUUCCCAGGGUUUGUUGGAGGGAAUGGCUAUGACAUAAUUUAUGUGUUAUAGAUAUGCCCUCAAUUGCAUAAGAUGAAAGAAUGCCGCUUAAAUCUCUCUCCCUUCCCAAAUGGGGGAGAAUGUCUCUUGGUACUCCUGGACUGGUUUCAGCCAAACCAUCUUGAACCCUGUUUUCCCCACUUUCAUUUCUUUUGUUCUUCCUUUCUUUUCUUUCUUCAUAUUUUUGUUUUCCCCCUGAAACUUGAAAACCUUUCCCUGCAUAGAAAGUAAGAGCCUUUCUUAUGAGUAAACAGGGCAUAGAGAGAGUUUUUUGGUUUUUCACCGCUGAUGCACACAGAGUGUAGAUCUUGUAGUCAGGAAGGUGGCUCAGAAUGAAUAUCACCAUUGGACUGUUCUCUUGCCAGCUCAUAUGCAAAUAUUUUCCUCAUAAGCUCAAAGGAUGCCCCUGAGGACAGUUCUAUUACCUGGCUACAACUUUCGCUGACUCCAGCUGGAGCAGAAGCUGGCCUAAAUGCAUUGGCUACAUCUGAGUUUCUGUACUGGAGCGCAUCAUCUGCCUGUUGCUUAAGCAUGACUUACCUAAUAUGGAGAACAUAAAACAGAUGUGGACACUGGCCAUUAGAAAGAGCUCAUCCAGAGUUUUUGCAGAAGCCCUCAACUGAAAGGCGAGGUAGCUGUUGCCCUAACUUUAACUCUGCAAAGCUAUCAUGGUUCUAAGAAAAGUAAAAACCCACAGAUCCAGAUGGGUCUUGCAAAGUUGACCUGGGAAGGGCAAAAACUCUUUCAAAUCCUUAGAGCCAUAUGCCUCAAGUGGUGAACUCAACAGGGGCCAUGCCACAAGCAGAAGUGCCAGCCCUGCUAUAUUUGACUUUUAACUGAAAUUAGGGUGUCGGCUUUCUUUUAAGAAGAUGCAAGCUCACUACUGGCAUGACCCCUGAAGAGUGUCACCUAUGAGUAUAGAAAGGGAGCAAUUGAAUAGCAGUGAUGAAAAUCUAGGAGCACCAAGGGCCACAGAAGACACAGGUCAUGGAUAGAAAUGGGACUAAGAACUUAGGCUGCCUUACCCAUCAUGUUCAUUCAUACAACAGACCUUCAUGAUCUGUGUCAAAGGCAGAAGGCCUCAUUUCCCAACAUGCUGAUUUCUAAGCACUAGCAUGGGGGAUUUUCCAUUAGUCUUUGUUCUUUACCCAUGAUCUACUGAUCUUUCAUAUCCACCCAUUAGGCUCCUGUGAUGCAUUGUCUUCAGUGUGGGUUGCACAACUCAGCAUCUAAAAAUUGUUGAAUGCAGUUGUGUUAAAAUGACCCAAAGGCAUCUCGGCAAAUGUGGCAUUGUUGCCAUAGAAUGAACAGCUUUCCUUCCUUCCCACUGGCUAACCACUAUAUGUUUAAAUACCUUUUCCUCUUUGCAUACCCAGGCACCCAAAAAGCACCUGACUUCAUUGACCACUGGAGGAAAUGGGUAUUACCCAAGUACAAAAGUGCUCAGGACACAACCUCCAUUGUUGGUGAAGGAUAAAAGGCUCAUCAGAGGCAUCUGAUUUUCUUCAAAUAAAGCACCUUCCUGCCAGAGCAGCAGAUCAGGAUGGGAGAAGAUGAGAAAAAGCUAAAAGACAAAGCAGUGGGGAAGUUCCUUUCAGAGUUUCUGAUCCUAGAGACUGCACACAGUGGAAGCACAGAGAGGCUUUUGGAGGCAGUUUCCCCAAGGAAAGUGCCGAAGAAAGCAUGGGUAAGCUCUCUUUUUCCAAGGCAGUUUUCACUUUUCAGCCUUUGCAGAGGUAGGUGGAAAUCAGGAACAUACAGAGUGAGAUAUUUCGAAGGUCCCACUGCAGCUGACAGAGCCAAUGAAAGACUAUCCAGGGGAGCAAAAGCUUCCUUUCGUGCUACUCCUUGCCAGUGCUGCAGUGGACGGUUUUAUUUUGAAACCACUAGUACAAGAGCAUAUUGCACUAUUUCUCCAUUUCAUCUCUCUUUCUCCUCCUCUCUCUGUCCCUCCUUUUUUUUCACAGAGCAUCUAUGACACAAGCACAGGUCACUGAAGGCCCAGGCCACCUUCCUGGAAUGAGCCUCUUGGCCAAUAAGCAGGGAGGCCCUGCCUCACUCCACCUCCACCUCUGCCCGUCCUUAAGGCCCUCCCACACAACACUACUAGGACAGCUCUUCCACCAUGCCAUUUAUCACCCACAAUAGCACAGUUAACAACACACAGGAUUCCGAGUUUCCUUCUUGGUUUUUAUCAUUACGCAGAAUUACUCACUACACAUUUUACGGUAGCUUUUAAUAGCUUUACAUACAUACAGUAGCUCUGUGGAUAUUUUGUUUUUUUGUUUUCUUUUGUUUCUUUUGCAGUAAACAAGAAUAUUCAUACUCUUACCGGUAGGGGAGGAAGCAGUUUGUGAAAAAUUGACAAUGGUUGAGGAGUGUAAUGCUCUGUUUAGUGUUUUGUACUUUAAAAAAAAAAUCUCACAUUUUAUUAAAAAGUGAAGAUUGCUGUAUACUAUUUAUUCAACUUAUAAUUUAUGUUACUCUUUGAUCUUUGUCUUUUCUCAUGACAAAGCAUUUAUUUAAUAAAGUUAUGCAUUCAGUUA
Messenger RNA from Hemicordylus capensis (graceful crag lizard), 8156 nucleotides. It is a transcript of the gene IGFBP5, whose product is annotated as insulin like growth factor binding protein 5. Bases 655 to 1479 code for a protein of 274 amino acids. The transcript has 4 exons. Gene Ontology annotation, molecular function: insulin-like growth factor I binding; fibronectin binding; insulin-like growth factor II binding. Gene Ontology annotation, cellular component: extracellular region. Lineage: Eukaryota; Metazoa; Chordata; Lepidosauria; Squamata; Cordylidae. Gene Ontology annotation, biological process: regulation of insulin-like growth factor receptor signaling pathway. The record is from RefSeq and is a predicted model, not a curated record.